Messenger RNA from Trichechus manatus latirostris (Florida manatee), 600 nucleotides. RefSeq names its product translocase of outer mitochondrial membrane 20 like (gene TOMM20L). NCBI's taxonomy places the organism in Eukaryota, Metazoa, Chordata, Mammalia, Sirenia, Trichechidae. The transcript is spliced from 5 exons. Gene Ontology annotation, cellular component: mitochondrial outer membrane; mitochondrial outer membrane translocase complex. The record is from RefSeq and is a predicted model, not a curated record. Gene Ontology annotation, biological process: intracellular protein transport; protein import into mitochondrial matrix; protein targeting. Gene Ontology annotation, molecular function: transmembrane protein transporter activity. The coding region runs from base 27 to 479 and encodes 150 amino acids.
UUGGCUCGUGGGUCGCCCACGGCCGGAUGCCCGGCGUCCGUACCUUCCUCGGCCUUCUAGCGGCCCUGGCAGCCUGCGGCGUCGUCGCCUUCCUUGGCUACUGUGUAUAUUUCGACCGGAAGCGGCGCGGCGACCCCGCUUUCAAGCGAAGCCUACGGGACAAAAGAAGAGCCGAACAGCCAAAGGCUAAGGAACGGGGUGCCCAGUUGUGGGAUCCAGCAAAUGAAAAAUUGCAAGAACUUCUGCAUGAGGUACAGAUGGGAGAACUUUGGUUAUCUAGAGGAGAGCAUAGAAUGGGGGUUGAACAUCUCAGCAAUGCUCUUUUACUGUGUGGGCAACCACAGGAACUUCUGAAGGUUUUCAAAGUCACACUCCCUCCCAAGGUAUUUGAGAUGCUGUUGCACAAAAUUCCCCUUAUUUGUCAGCAAUUUGAGGCAGACAUGAAUGAACAGGAAUACUUGGAGGAUGAUCCUGACUGAAAAACAUUUCAGCGUAUCCACAGUCCAGUCAGAAUACUAUGGUACCAUAUAGUAUAAACAACUGCUUAGUGAUACUUCCAUUUAUUUUACUUUUAGUAAUAAAAUUUUUUUUCUAUCUCAU